Messenger RNA from Spodoptera littoralis (African cotton leafworm), 2113 nucleotides. Lineage: Eukaryota; Metazoa; Arthropoda; Insecta; Lepidoptera; Noctuidae. The record is from the annotation of a GenBank genome assembly.
AUGAAGGGUGAGGGGCUGCGCUUGGCGCGGCUGGCGCUACUGUUACUGCAGGCCACAGUUGUUCUCAGUCGAACAGCGUUUGAAAAGCUGACUGAUGUAGACUUCUCGGGAACUGCGUACUACACAGUACGAAACCUAUCACUGUAUGAAUGCCAGGGCUGGUGUCGCGAGGAACCUGACUGCCAAGCCGCCUCCUUCAGCUUUGUGUUGAAUCCGUUGACACCGGUGCAAGAAACGCGAUGCCUCCUUCAGAACGACACUCAGGCCAACAACCCCAUGGCCACUCCACAGCGGUCAGUGAACACGUACUACAUGGUGAAGCUGCAAGUGCGUACAGAGAGCGUUUGCCUGCGGCCCUGGGCGUUCGAGAGAGUGCCAGGCAAGGCGCUGCGCGGACUCGACAACUCCGUCAUCUACACGUCUACCAAGGAAGCCUGUCUCGCCGCCUGUCUUAACGAGAAAAAGUUCCCGUGCCGUUCAGCGGAGUAUGAAUACGGCAGCAUGCGGUGUUCGCUCAGCGACUCCGACCGACGCACGGCGCAACACUUCGUGCAGCUCGUGGACACGCCCGGCACCGAUUACUUCGAGAACUUGUGCCUGAAGGCGUCGCAGGCGUGCAAGGGGCAGCGCGUGUUCACAGCGCCGCGCAUCGGCGUCGCCGAGGACAAGGUGGCCCAGUACGCCGGCCUACACUACUACACCGACAAGGAGUUGCAGGUUACAUCCGAAGCAGCUUGCCGGCUCGCAUGCGAAAUUGAGUCAGAGUUCCUGUGUCGCUCCUACCUUACAUGGGCCCCCCUCACUCAGCCGCGUACAACUGCCGACUGUACCAUUUGGACCACCACACCCUGCCUGAUGGACCUUCAGCCUACCUCAACGCUGAGAGACCACUCAUCGAUGAUGGAGAACCCAUCGGAAAGUACUUCGAGAACUUCUGUGAAAAGCCGCCUAAUAACGCGAAUCCUCCUGGCGAGCUCCCGGUAACGAUUGAGCAUCAACAAGACACGAACAUGUCGAGCAACCUGACGAGGAACGAUGCCAACUGCGACAAAACUGGAACUUGCUACGAUGUUUCCGUGCUCUGCAAGGACACGAGAAUCGCAGUCCAAGUGCGCACGAACAAGCCAUUCAAUGGACGUAUUUACGCUUUGGGACGUUCGAGACUUGCAACAUUGACGUCGUUAACAGCGACCUAUUCAGACUCGACCUCACCAUGGCUGGCCAAGAUUGUAACACUCAGAGCGUCACUGGAGUAUACUCAAACACCGUCGUCCUCCAACAUCACAGCGUAGUGAUGACUAAAGCGGACAAGAUUUACAAAGUCAAGUGCACAUACGACAUGAGCUCGAAGAACAUCACAUUCGGAAUGGUACCAAUCAGAGACCCGGAGAUGAUUUCCAUCACUGCCGCGCCCGAGGCACCGCCACCACGCAUCCGUAUCUUGGACGCUCGCCAACGCGAGGUGGAGACCGUCCGUAUUGGAGACAGGCUUACCUUCCGCAUCGAGAUCCCCGAAGACACUCCUUAUGGAAUCUUCGCCCGCAGCUGUGUCGCUAUGGCGAAGGACUCAAAGAGCACUUUCCCGAUUAUCGAUGAUGAAGGAUGUCCUUUGGACCCAUCAAUUUUCCCGGCGUUUACUCCUGACGGCAAUGCACUCCAAUCCGUGUACGAAGCCUUCAGGUUCACAGAAUCUUACGGAGUCAUCUUCCAAUGUAACGUCAAGUACUGUCUUGGACCUUGUGAACCGGCGGUGUGCGAAUGGGGCCGAGAUUCUUUGGAGUCGUGGGGCAGAAAGAAGCGUUCGUUGCCCCAUAACGAGACCAGUGAGGCACACAGUCAGGAAGAAGAUAUGAACAUUUCACAAGAAAUCCUGGUCCUUGACUUCGGUGAUGAAAGACAGAGCACAGACUUCCUACGGUCAGACAAGCCUGGAGGCGUGGCAUCUGAAGCCAACUUUGGAGAAAAAACAGUAACGAUCGUGGAGCCGUGCCCCAGCAAGGCGUCCGUGUUGUUGCUGGGUGUGGCGUGCGCCCUGCUUGUCCUGCUAUACAUCGCGACCAUCUUCUGCUACUACAUGCGCAAGUGGCUGGCACCGCCCAAGCACAUGUCAUAA